Penicilliopsis zonata CBS 506.65 is the source of this 243-nucleotide messenger RNA. RefSeq lists its product as hypothetical. NCBI's taxonomy places the organism in Eukaryota, Fungi, Ascomycota, Eurotiomycetes, Eurotiales, Aspergillaceae. The annotation marks the transcript as partial. The record is from RefSeq and is a predicted model, not a curated record. The transcript has a single exon.
GAAGUCGCGCAGUUGUCAUUGCGGGCUCACACACAGGCACUGGGAACUGUGGUCACUGGUGUUGCCGGUAUGACUUGGGCCUUUAUCCUGCCUUACCUGGUCAAUCCAAAUGAGGCCAAUCUAGGAGGUAAGAUCGGCAUCCUGGCUUUCUGUGGGCUGGGCGGUUGGUAUUAUUUCCCGGGAAAAAAUGGCAAGUCUUUUGCAGAGAUUGAUACUUUAUAUGAAGCUAAGGUGGCUUCAUAA